CAUCGACAACACGGGCCGAGACGCUUCCGUGAUGGCGGCACUUCGCGCCGAAAUACUUUAGCUUGUGCUGUAUGUUUAUGUGUCACGUUAAAGCUCGUGUGUAACGGCGUCGGUUGGAAAAGCACCGGCCUGCCACUUCAAGAGUAAGGCAGCUCAAUAUCGGCGGCAAUGAUCCUCCGCAACGCCAUUGCCGGGAGGAAGCGCACACGACAAAGUGAGGACGAUGGCACCGACCACUCGGGUCUCGACCCGGACGACUUCUUUUCCGAAUUAGACGACGGGCUCAAUGAGUCGAACGAUAACUCCUCAGAAGUCGAGUUCGGCACCAGGUCCCGCGGAAAGCGACGUCGGGUAGGUGAAGGCGGCCGCGGAAGAGGACGCGGGCGCGGUGGUGGCAGAGGCCGUGGAGGGAGACGCAAUGCAUCGGAAAGCAUAACAAGCGAAGACCCGGGCACUCUUUACGACGUGGUCAGGCUUGGUCGCCACUCGCUCACCGCCGUGGUCGACGACUGGAUAGAGUCCUACAAGCAAGACAGAGAUGCUGCUCUUCUGGACCUAAUGACUUUCUUCUUCCACUGUUCUGGGUGCAAGGGCCGCAUCACACCUCAGAUGCAGGUUACCAUGGAGCACAAUCAGAUCAUUAGGAAAAUGACUGAAGAGUUUGACGAGGAGAGUGGCGACUACCCGCUCAUUAUGACGGGCCCCCAGUGGAAGAAGUUUCGGCAGACCUUCUGCGAGUUCGUGCAAAUUUUGGUGCGCCAGUGUCAGUACAGCAUCAUCUACGAUCAGUUCUUAAUGGACAAUGUGAUCUCCAUACUCACUGGAUUGUCCGAUUCACAGGUUCGUGCUUUCCGGCAUACAUCCACACUAGCUGCAAUGAAGCUGAUGACGGCACUUGUUGAUGUGGCUCUCAACUUGAGCAUCAGCUUGGACAACACCCAACGUCAAUAUGAGGCAGAGCGGCAGAAGAACAAGGACAAACGUGCAACUGAGCGUCUUGAACUGCUCAUGACCAAACGCCAGGACCUGGAGGAAAACAUGGAAGAGAUAAAGAAUAUGCUGACUUACAUGUUCAAAAGCGUGUUUGUCCACCGCUAUCGAGACACACUUCCUGAAGUGCGUUCUAUUUGCAUGCUGGAGAUUGGCCAGUGGAUGAAGCGGUUCCACCAGCACUUCCUUGAUGACAGUUAUCUCAAGUACCUGGGCUGGACCCUGCAUGACAAAGUGGGAGAUGUGCGACUGCGGUGCCUGCAAGCACUGCUUCCCCUGUAUUCUUCUGAAGAGCUAACAAGUAAGAUGGAGCUUUUUACCAACAAAUUCAAAGACCGCAUAGUUACCAUGACUUUGGACAAGGAGUAUGAAGUAGCUGUCCAUGCCGUCAAGCUUGUCAUUAGCAUCCACAAGUUCCACAGGGAGAUCCUGACUGAUAAGGACUGUGAGCAUGUCUACGAGCUUGUGUACAGCUCGCACAGAGCUGUUGCUCAAGCUGCUGGAGAGUUCCUCAAUGAGAGGCUUUUCCAGCCCGAUGAAGCAGCAGUGCAAGGUCUGCGCACAAGACGUGGCAAGAAACGUUCAGUGAACACGCCGCUGAUUCGUGACUUAGUGCAGUUUUUUAUUGAGAGUGAACUGCAUGAGCAUGGUGCCUACCUUGUGGACAGUCUGAUCGACAGUAACCCUAUGAUGAAAGACUGGGAAUGCAUGACUGACCUUCUGCUUGAAGAGCCGGGGCCAGAGGAAGAGCAGCUGGAUGAUCGGCAAGAAACCUCCCUAAUUGAGAUUAUGGUCUGCUGCACCAAACAGGCCGCUACGGGUGAACCACCAGUGGGAAGGGGACCCAAUCGCAAACAGAUGUCAAACAAGGAGAUGAAGCAGGUGGCUGAUGACCGUGUCAAGCUGACAGAGCACUUUAUACAGGCACUGCCAAGCCUUCUCAGCAAGUACAUCGCAGACCAGGAAAAAAUUGCCAAUCUUAUGGUGUUGCCACAGUAUUUUGAUCUGGAGAUCUACACUUCUAGCAGACAAGAGAAGUCCCUUGACUCGCUGCUGAAACUGAUACAAGAGAUUGUUGAGCGUCACGACAACACAGAAGUGCUUGAAACGUGUGCCAGAACCUACGAGGCUCUGUGCAGUGAAGAACUAGCUGUUCAUUCGCGUUGUGCUGUGUCGAGGGGAACACUGAUUGAUUCUCUUGUUGGCCGAUACAAGCAGGCGCUGGCUGCUUAUGCAGAAGCAGGAGAGGAUGCUGAUGAUGACGAUAUCUACGCGGUCCAGUCAGCACUCAAGAAAGUAUCGAUCUUCUAUGGAUGCCACAACUUGGGUCCCUGGACCAUCUGGGAGGGAAUCUUUGACUAUUGGGUCAAAGGUGCCGGAGAGCGCAGCUUGUCUCUGGAAGGUGUCAAGCACGCAAUUUCGUGCUGUUCAUCGGGUAUCAUGUGGGACCUGGCAGUGCUGGAUGAAGGCAACAUUCAGAUGCCACACGUGCAUGCCUUGAGAAACCGUCUCCGGGAGUUCAUGGACACCAUGGUGUAUAUGCUUCGCCAUUGCACUGGUGCCUUGCAGGAAGAGGCCUUUGUGAGCAUCUGUGACCUGCUCAUCAUCUUCUGCCGGCAGCUGGGCGACAGUGAGCCCUUCAGUGCUCUUGUCUACGAACCUGAUCGUGCCCUGCAGGCAAACCUAGGUGAGUUCAUCCAGAACAACGUUUUUGUGGAAGAUGACUCAGCCGCUGAUGACGAGCAAGAUGAACACCGCAAGAUUGAAGAGCUACACAAGCGCCGCAACUUCUUGGCCUCCUUCUGCAAGCUCGUUGUGUACAAUGUCAUCAGUGUACGUCAAGCUUCGGAUGUCUUCAAGCACUAUGUUCGCUUCUACAAUGACUACGGGGACAUCAUCAAAGCAACAUUGGGGAAAGCUCGCGAGAUCAAUAAGGUCAACUGUGCACGCACCAUGGUACAGUCGCUCACAUCUCUCUUCAAUGCACUGGACCGAGACCAACUGGGAAAUAUUGCCCGUCAGGAUGAAGGUUUCGUUGCCAUCAAAGAACUGGCCAAACGGUUUGCCUUGUCCUUUGGCCUUGACCAAGUCAAGAACAGAGACUCAGUCGCAGCUCUUCAUCGUGAAGGCAUCAUUUUCGCUUGUACGCCAUUCGAGAACCCGCUGAAUCCCCUGGGGCCACCGCCAAACCUUCCUUUCCUGGAGCUUCUUUGUGAGUUCACAAACAAGUUAAUGAAGCUGGACAAGAAGGUCGUACUUCAGUACUUGGACAGACAUGUCCAAGCCAAACUGCCAGCUUCGCGAGCUGAUGACUGGCAGCCUCUGCUCCUUUACCGCACCAGCCUCGUCCAUGGCGAAGCUGAGCAACCUGUGGCGAGAGCACCAGGACGUCAAUACCGGGGAAGAAAGCGCCAACGUGAAGACGAUGACCACGCGGAAGAAGAGGAAAUAGACCAGGACUCAGACAGGGGCUCAGAAUCAGAGUUUCGGCAGUGAGCCGAAAUCAUCUCUCAUUGUAAACUAUUGAGUACCUUGUCUCAUUGUGUAUUGGUCAGAGCCCCUGUGUUUGGCUGUGCACAAGUUUGUAUUAUUUUUAGUUUGCUCCAUGCACGAAGGCUUGUAUAAUCCGAUGUGCUGAGUAUGGAAAUGGCAGAUUGCCCGAAAUGUCAAAGGUUGCCAGUAACAUUUUCACACCCAUUUUGUGAAAUUCAACAUUUGACAUUCAUGCUAUGCCUAUGUUAAAUUAUUAGUUCAUUCUGGCUCCUGCAAGAGGCAACAAGAUGCUGCAAGUUAGUUUCCAAAAUUCUCUUUGUUGCUUCUUGUAUCAGGCACCAACUUAUUCGUUUCUAAUGAGUUUGACAAGCACCGUUCUUGAGCAUUCCAUUACACAACAUGGAUGCCCAAAUGCGUUCCAUUGCUGGCUGUGGCUAAAAGAGGCUGUUGAAUCAGUAGCUUUGCUUUUUCUAGCAUUCUCUUUGUAUGCAAGGCAGUGUACAUAGAUACUUUAUUAAAGCAUUCAUUUUA
Dermacentor silvarum is the source of this 4014-nucleotide messenger RNA. RefSeq names its product cohesin subunit SA-1 (gene SA1). The transcript is spliced from 2 exons. The record is from RefSeq and is a predicted model, not a curated record. Gene Ontology annotation, cellular component: cohesin complex; nucleus; chromatin. Gene Ontology annotation, biological process: sister chromatid cohesion. Gene Ontology annotation, molecular function: chromatin binding. The coding region runs from base 169 to 3486 and encodes 1105 amino acids. NCBI's taxonomy places the organism in Eukaryota, Metazoa, Arthropoda, Arachnida, Ixodida, Ixodidae.